Coniophora puteana RWD-64-598 SS2 is the source of this 1637-nucleotide messenger RNA. RefSeq lists its product as uncharacterized. Gene Ontology annotation, cellular component: mitochondrion. The record is from RefSeq and is a predicted model, not a curated record. Gene Ontology annotation, molecular function: branched-chain-amino-acid:2-oxoglutarate transaminase activity. The coding region runs from base 106 to 1500 and encodes 464 amino acids. Gene Ontology annotation, biological process: L-valine biosynthetic process; L-leucine biosynthetic process. NCBI's taxonomy places the organism in Eukaryota, Fungi, Basidiomycota, Agaricomycetes, Boletales, Coniophoraceae. The transcript is spliced from 5 exons.
ACUCGACCGACCUCCCAGCUGCCCUCGUCGAUACGAUUUUUUUCGACCUCCCUUAGACUCUGCACUCAGUACGACGACGCGAGCAGACACAGAGCAGCAGCUACUAUGGGCAUCAUCCAGUCCAUGACGCGUAAACGGGCCGACGCCGCCGAGACGCAGCGCCAGGGACGGAAGGAGAAGCGCAACUCGAGUACCGCUGCGUUUGCGAGCACGAAUAAGGCUGCAUCACAGUCGCCGUCUCCCCAGAGCAGCGAGGUCUCGUCGGUGCUCUCGGAGCCACAGCAGCUUGACCCAUCGAAACUCAAGAUCAGGUUAACGGAGAACCCUAAAACCGUCGAUCCCCCAGAGAAGCUCAAGUUUGGUCAAAACUUCACGGACCAUAUGCUCGUCGUCUCAUACGACCCCGUCAGCGGGUGGUCAGAUCCCGAGAUCAAGCCAUACGAGCCCCUCAUCCUCGACCCCGCUUGCUCUGUUCUGCACUAUUGCACAACAAUAUUUGAAGGCAUGAAGGCGUACAUCGGUCCAGACGGCAAGCCAAGACUGUUCAGGCCUCAAAUGAACAUGCGUCGAAUGGAGGGCUCAGUAGCUCGCCUUGCUCUCCCACCCAUCGACGGCGACGCGAUCCUCGAGCUCAUCAAGCGCUUCGUCAACAUCGAGAAGCGCUGGAUCCCCAACGCCCCAGACUACAGCCUCUACCUCCGCCCAACCGUGAUCGGCACCCGCCCAAUGCUCGGCGUGCACGCCUCCGACCACUGCACGUUCUUCCUCAUCGCCUCCCCAUGCGGGCCCUACUUCCCCAACGGCCUCCGCCCCGUCUCGCUCCUCGGCGUGUCCGACCACGUGCGCGCCUGGCCGGGCGGCACGGGCGGACAGAAGCUCGGCCUGAACUACGCGCCCGGGUUUCUGCCGCAGAAGGCCGCGGCCGCGCGCGGGUACGAGCAGGUGCUCUGGCUGUUCGGCGACGAGCGGCGCGUCACCGAGGCGGGCGCGAUGAACUUGUUUGUCGUCGUGCAGCGCGAAGACGGCGCCGGGCACGACGUGCUCACUGCGCCCCUGGACGGGACGAUUCUCCCCGGUGUGACGCGCAACUCGUGCUUGGCGCUCGCGGCAGACGCGCGGUUCGCGGAGGACGCGGGGCUGGGGCGGUUGUAUGUGAAGGAGGAGGCGUAUACGAUGCGCGAUCUGGUGAGCUGGGCGCGCGCGGGCCGCCUGAGCGAAGUGUUUUGUGUUGGCACGGCGGCUGUUGUGUGCGCCGUGAACAGGAUAGGGUGGCCCGAGGGGCUGAAGGAGCUCGGCGAGGAGCCGGCGGAUGCGCCGCCCAAGCCCGCGCCUGGGGAGGGUGUGACCGAGGAUGGGAUGAAGUGCGGGUUCGACGGGACGGAUAUCUUCGUGGAGACGUACGAGGGCGGGCUUGGGCCCGUUGCGAGGGCGCUGCGGACGAAGAUUCUCAGGAUUCAGGAGGGGCGGGAGACGCAUGAGUGGGGCGUCGUUUGCGAGUGAGCAUCGGCCUGGUGUGCGAUGCGAUUGUGGUUCGAUGGAAAAGUUCGUCAAAAAUGCUGCUGGACUCCGCAUGCAUGUAUGCUAUAAUGUAUACCCGUAGAUAUAUUUAUAACUGGGAGACUGGCCUCUGCCUCAGC